Messenger RNA from Peromyscus leucopus (white-footed mouse), 6487 nucleotides. RefSeq names its product protocadherin-3-like. The transcript has a single exon. Gene Ontology annotation, biological process: homophilic cell-cell adhesion. Gene Ontology annotation, molecular function: calcium ion binding. The record is from RefSeq and is a predicted model, not a curated record. Bases 1161 to 3548 code for a protein of 795 amino acids. Lineage: Eukaryota; Metazoa; Chordata; Mammalia; Rodentia; Cricetidae. Gene Ontology annotation, cellular component: plasma membrane.
UUGAAUUAUGGAUAAAAGUACUAAAAAAAAUUGAAAAGUAUUGCCAGAUCAAAAUAAACACAAUUAAGGUGUUUUAUUGAUCAAACCACAAUAUCAACAAAAUUCAAGGCAUAGACUAGGAAAUAUUUGUGCAUAUAUAUCUGAAAAAGGAGAUUAUACAUUAUAUACAAAAUACUUCCUCAGAUCAACCAGCAAACAAAUAGAAGCCUCAUAUUGGAAAAAUUCACAAGAGACAUGAACAAGCUCAUCAGAAGACCUAUACUGAUGGCCAGUCAAUGUGAAAGUGUGCAUCACUUCAUAAAUGACAGACAAAUGCUAAUUAAAUUUAUAUGUGAAGUCAUCACACAUUCACUAAAGUUCUAAAAAUCGAGAAGACAACACAAAUGCCAGCAGGGAUAUGAAGCAACUGGAACUCUCGUGCUUCAUGAUCUUAGAUACACAUGCAAAAUGUUUGUGGUUUGGAGAAGCAAAGUAACCAAACCAUAGUAGGCUUGGUUUCUGGGGAUUUGGCCUAUUUUAUUUUUAUCGAAGCUGAGCUAAGUAACAUUAUGAAAAUUCAUUGGAUUGUAGAAUUCUGACUUUUCCCCCAUUAGGGAUGUAUGCUAUAUUUCAAAGCAUAUAUAAAAAGUGUAAAAUUGAUUUUAUGUGUCCAUUAUCUUUAGUUACUUGAAAAAAAUCAAAUUAUAAGCCUACUCAAGAAAGCCAAUUAUCCACUUAAUACUCUUAUGACAAAACAUUAAUGCCAUCUUCGAUUGUUCUAAAAUUUAUACUUACAACGAAAACUUAUUUCAGCAAAAUAAUAUUUAGAACUUCCAAUUGUGAAGAACUGCGUGUAUGAAUUAAAAGGAUACUGAAAUAUAUUAAAAUUAAAAUUUGGAAGAAAAUGUUAAAAUGAAAUGCAAGAACAAAUAAGGACACUUGGUGGCGCUCCAGGAUAAGAGUGUGAAGAAUGGGCUCUGCAAACGCCCAGGACACCAUCUCAUCAAGCUGAGAACCAGAACUUUGGCUGCUGUCUGAAGGAGAAGGUAAUAAGAAAGGUUUCUGGGAGAAUUUGGGAAGAAGGUGUCUCUCUAAUCGGAUUUAGUUCAAUAUUUUCACGAACCCUGAGUGGAUUAUAAUCGUCUUGAAGAAGAGGGCGCCCUCCGGACUGCAUCUGAACAAUGGAGACAGCUAUGGCAAAAACGCCAGCGAAAAGGCAAGUCAUUUUCCUUACUAUGUUGCUGCUUUUGUGGGAGGCUGAUUCUGAGGCGAUUAGAUAUUCCAUGCCAGAAGAAACGGAGAGUGGCUACUUGGUAGCUAACCUGGCCAAAGAUCUGGGGCUCAGGGUGGGGGAACUGGCCACCAGAGGGGCUCAAAUCCAUUCCAAAGGAAACAAAGAGCUCUUGCAGCUGGAUGCAGAGACUGGGAAUUUGUUCUUAAAGGAAAAACUAGAUCGCGAGGUGCUGUGUGGGGUGACAGACCCCUGUGUGCUGCAUUUCCAGCUCAUUCUGGAAAACCCUGUUCAGUUCUUCCAAACUGACCUGCAGAUCACAGACAUAAACGACCAUUCUCCAGAGUUCCCUCACAGGGAAAUGCUCCUAAAAAUUCAAGAAAUUGCCCAGCCAGGGACUGUGUUUCCUCUGAAGGCAGCUCAGGACUCUGACAUAGGGAACAAUGCUGUUCAGAACUACACAGUCAACCCCAACCUCCAUUUCCAUGUGGUUACUCAGAGUCGCGCUGAUGGCAGCAAAUACCCAGAGCUGGUGCUGGACAGAGCCCUGGACAGGGAGGAGCAGCCUGAACUCACUUUAACACUCACUGCUCUGGAUGGUGGAUCUCCUCCCAGGUCUGGGACCACAGCAGUUCGCAUUGAAGUUGUGGACAUCAAUGAUAACGCCCCCCAGUUUGUACAGUCACUCUAUGAGGUUCAGAUCCCUGAGAACAGCCCUCUCAAUGCCUUAAUUGUCACGGUCUCUGCCAGGGAUUUAGAUGCUGGGAUGAAUGGGAAUGUAGCCUACUCUCUGUUUCAAGGUGGUGGAGUUUCUCAACCAUUUGCAAUCGAUGAGAUCACAGGAGAAAUUCGUCUGAGUGAUGAGUUGGAUUUCGAGGUAAAUAAUCAUUAUAGCAUAGAAAUCGCAGCCAUGGAUGGAGGAGGCCUUUCGGGGAAAUGCACUGUGUCUGUACAGGUGUUGGAUGUGAAUGACAAUGCCCCAGAGCUGACCAUCAGAAAGCUCACAAUUCCUAUCCCAGAAAACUCCCCAGAGACUGUAGUUGCUGUUUUCAGUGUUUCUGAUUCAGAUUCCGGGGACAAUGGAAGAAUGGUGUGUGCUAUUCCAAAUGAUCUCCCAUUUCUCUUAAAACCCACUUUCAAAAACUAUUACACUUUAGUGGCAGAGGGACCACUAGACAGAGAGAGCAGAGCUGAGUACAACAUCACCAUCACAGUCACCGACGUGGGCACACCCAGGCUCACAACACAGCACACCAUAACAGUGCAGGUGUCUGACGUCAACGACAACGCCCCCGCCUUCACACAAACCUCCUACAUCCUGUUUGUCCAGGAGAACAACAGCCCCGCCCUGCACAUAGGCACCAUCAGCGCCACAGACUCAGACUCAGGCUCCAAUGCCCACAUCACCUACUCUCUGCUGCCCACCCAAGACCCACAGCUGGCCCUCGACUCGCUCAUCUCGAUCAAUGCUGACAGCGGGCAGCUGUUCGCACUCAGGGCGCUGGACUACGAGGACCUGCAAACCUUCGAGUUCCAAGUGGGCGCCACAGACCAAGGCUCUCCUGCGCUCAGCAGCCAGGCGCUGGUGCGAGUGCUGGUGCUGGACGCCAACGACAAUGCGCCCUUCGUGCUCUACCCGCUGCAGAACGCCUCUGUGCCCUGCACAGAGCUGCUGCCCAGGGCGGCAGAGCCAGGCUACCUGGUCACCAAGGUGGUGGCAGUGGAUCACGACUCUGGACAGAACGCCUGGCUGUCAUUCCAGCUGCUCAAGGCCACAGAGCCCGGGCUGUUCAGCGUGUGGGCUCACAAUGGCGAGGUGCGCACCUCCAGGCUGCUGAGUGAGCGCGAUGCUCCCAAGCACAGGCUGCUGCUGCUGGUCAAGGACAAUGGAGAUCCUCCAAGAUCUGCCAGUGUCACUCUGCAUGUUCUACUGGUGGAUGGCUUCUCUCAGUCCUACCUGCCUCUGCCAGAGGUGGCGCGCGACCCCGCCCAAGAUGAGGACUUGCUCACACUGUACCUGGUCAUUGCCUUGGCUUCUGUGUCUUCUCUCUUCCUGUUGUCUGUGCUGCUGUUUGUGGGGGUGAGGCUCUGCAGGAGGGCCAGGGCAGCCUCUCUGGGUAACUUCUCUUUGCCUGAGGCACACUUUCCUGGCCACCUGAUAGACGUCAGUGGCGCUGGGACCCUGUCCCAGAGCUACCAGUAUGAGGUGUGUCUGAAAGGAGGUACCGGAACAAAUGAGUUCAAAUUUGUUAAACCUUUGUUUCCCAACGUUGAGACCCAGGCUGCUGCUGAAGAAAAUGAAAAUGCUGUGGUGCGCAAUAGCUUUGUAUUCUAUUAGAGCGAUUAUUUUGUCGUGAUUUUUACUUCAUUUUUGUUAACUAUCCCUGAUGUAGAGAGCAGUGAAUCAUCUUGAGCUAUAUGUUUAAUUUAUCCCUUGUUUUGGAUUUGUUUAUUCAAAUUUCAUUAUAGAAAGUUUUAAAUCUACUUCUUGUUUAUUUGUAUUUCCAUGCUGUAACAAUGCAUGCUGAGGUUUUUGGUUUUUUUCUCUAUAUUUGUUGAUUCUUAGAACUAGUUUUGCUAUAACAAAUUGGAACUUCUUUCAUUGUUAGUGGCACCUUAUUUUGUUUGGUUAUUUGAGGUAGGGUCUUUGUAGCCUUAGCUGAUCUGGAAUGGCUGAGUACAGAUUGACUGAAAAUUUGUGGGGAUCUAUCUGCUUCUGUUGCCUGAAAUGUUGAGAUUAUGAGCAUGCACCAACAGGCUUAGUCGUGGUGACGUUUGCCUUGAUAAAGAUCAAAUACUAAUUGCAUUUCCGAGUAUUCUAGCAAUCUUCUAUACUGUCUACUUGAUGCUAAGUUGAAAAUUCAAAGUGCUUUACAGUAUUCUCUUUAUUUGGGUCAUUGUUGAUGGAAUAAAUGAUGUUGCAAACCUUGUCUAAGAAAACAUGGUACAAUGGAACACUCUUCUAUGGACAGUUGUUCUUUUGUCAGUCUUAAUCUCUGCGGUAAAAAAGAAAGUUAACCCUUAAUGUUCAGUUAAAUGUAUUUUCACAAGGUAAGAACACAUCCUGCCACCAGUGCCGUGUGAAAAUAAAGCAUCACUAGCAUCCCAGGUGCCACAUAAAUGAUGCUUUACAACCACUACUGGCCCAUGUACAGCAAACACACUGACUCCCAAUUUUGUAAUCUUGCUACUUUGGAGUUUAUGUAAAUUCCUUGUAGGAGAGUACCAGCUGCUUAGUGUUACAUUUCUUUCUCUAUAUAUUGUGUUUAUGAAAUGUGUGCAUAAUACUGCUUUAAUGUUAUUUCAUUAUUAUUAUUGCCAUAAAUUAUUCUGGUUGAGUAUGCCACAACCUAUUACUAAAUUAUUCAUUUGUCAGAUUAAGGUUUGGUUGUUUUCAAUAAUAUUAUGAAUAUUCUUACAUAUAUAUUUUGACUAGAUGUAUAUUUGCAUUUGUGAUGGACACCCACUUCUUGGGGCUAGAGUUGUAUAACUAAACUUUCAGUAGAUAUUUCCAACCAGGUUUCCAAAUUGGUUGAACUACCUUACACUACAAAUAGCAAUAUUUGCAUGUACAACUUUGUCUAUAUUCUUUCCAAAACCUGUUCUCAUUGGCAACCACUGUGUGUGUGUGUGUCCGUGUGUGCGUGUGUGUGUGUGUGUGUGUGUGUGUGUGUGUGUGUGUGUGUGUGUGUGUGUACAAUGCAGGCAUGUUUGGACCAAUACAUUUGUGGAGAUCAGAAGACAACUUUGGGAUAGCCUUCCACCUUAUUUCAGGCAGGGUCCCAUAGCUACUUUUCUACUGCACACACCAGCCUAGCUGGUCCCAGAACUUCUAGGGAUUCUCUUGUGUCUUCCUCCCAUGUCCCUAAAGGAGAACUUGGAAAUCCAGAUGUUCCUGACAUGAAUGUCUAGUCUUUAUGUGAAUUCUGGGGACUUGAACCAUAGUCUUCAUGCCUGUGCAGACAGGUGUUUUUACACCUCACAACAUCUCCCAAGCUCAAAAGCACUUUCAGCCCUUUUUAAAAAAUGUUAACCAACUUGUUCAUUACUAAGAAAUGUUUUUAACUAUUAUCAGCUGAAUUGUUAGCACCCUCAAAGUUUAUAUAUUUAGGCCCUGGUACCUACUACUAUGAAAGCUGGUGCUAUUAAAUAGGACUUUUUCUUUUCUUUUUGAUAGGUGAUCUUAUAACAUAGUCCUGGAAGACCUGAAACUCAUUAUGUAGACCAAACUGGCCUUGAACUCAGAGAUCCUCCAGCUUCUGCCUCCCAAGUAUUGGGUUUAAAGUUGUGUGCCACCACACCCAGCACAGAUAAAGCUUCUAAUGAUAUUAUUAUAUUACAAUGUGUGGUUAGGCUAGACCCUUAAUAACAAGAGGUCUGGUAUCUUUAAAAAAAGUGUAGAGAGGGAGAAAGGAAGAGAGGGGAAGAAGAGAGAGAGACAAAGAUGGUAAUUGUGUGAAGUUACCAGAGGAAGAGAUAAUCUGUGAGGAAAAGACAGAAACCUCACAAUAAAAUGAUCCCUGCCAAUCCUUUCAUCUUAAGCUUCCAGAUUUUAGAAGGGUGAAUAUGAGUUCUCAAUUUUGUGUUGUCAGCCUUAGUUCACUAAGUAUUUCAGUAUUUAGGUGAUCUGUAAUGAUUGCUAAUUAUGUACGCUAAGAAGCACACAUAAAAUGAUCUCAAGUUCCCAAUCUUUACUUAUAACUUUGUCACUACAUUGAACACUUAUUUAAGUAAACCAAAAGCUUCUUUUAGUGUUUCAUUAAUAACAGCUUAAUUUUUAAUGAAUUUAAUGAAUGGCCUUUUUAUUCUUUUUUUAACAUCUGUUUCAUUCGAGAGCUUGCCAACGUCCCACACUUGUUAAAAUGGUCAAGGUUAGUGGAUUUCAAUUUCUGCAAAUGUUACCUUAAGAAACGGUCAUAAUCGAGUCAGCUUGAAGCUUGGAGCUCAGAGCUCAGCGAAUCUCACAGAAGAAGAGGAGCAAAUAUUGUAGGAGUCAGAGGAGAUGAAGGGGAACAUGGCCCAAUGUAUCAACUAAGUAGGGUUCAUAUGGACUCUCAGAGUCUGAAGCAGCAAGCACAGGGCCUGCACGGGUCUGCUCCAGGUCCUCUGUAUAUGUUAUGGCUGUUGUAUUAAUGUUCUGUGGGACUCCUAACAGUAGCGGGGUGUCUCUGACUCUUUCAUGUGCUCUUGGGACCCUUGCUCUCUUACUGGAUUGCUUUGUCCAGCUGAGUCAGAUAUGAGGGCUUUUGCCUUGACUAGUUGUAUCCUGUUUUGUCC